Molecule: messenger RNA, 558 nt
Organism: Lentinula edodes (shiitake mushroom)
Lineage: Eukaryota; Fungi; Basidiomycota; Agaricomycetes; Agaricales; Omphalotaceae
Exons: 2
Coding region: 1-558 (185 amino acids)
Source: RefSeq, a predicted model, not a curated record
AUGUCUUCCAAGCUUGCUUCAUCCACCGCAACGUAUUCGUCUUCACAGAUGAGAGUUUUGAGCCAGGCCAGUCUCAUGAACCAAUUUCUUUCUUUCUUGUUGAAGCACCUACCUGAUCCUGGACAUCUGUAUGGUCCCGACGGUCCUGCAUCACGUCUGUUCAGUGCGUUUGCGGAUACAACACGCGAAGAAAUCACAACUGCAUUUAGUGGAUUGAGCGUCAUUAUCUGCUUGAUGCUUGGGUUUCCGAUACUCGUUGGUUACACCUAUAAAGUGCUCUGUUAUGUGAUGACGCAAACAUAUUCUUGGAUGUUCGGAUAUUUUUUGUGGACCACCAGCCCCAUUGUCCUUGCGCAGCAAGAAAAAGCCAUUGCACGGAAGGAGGUCAUGAUUCUGCAACAGACUCAAACUCUUCAGUUGGACGUCGAGAUUGCACUUUACAAGCGUCUUGCUGGAGUUCUUGAGCGUUCCGCGGCAACUACUCAAGACAGAGCCAGCGACUUUGAGAUCGAGAAGGAAUUAUUUGUAGAAGAGCUUAUAGGGGAUGUUAUGUUGUAG